Messenger RNA from Talaromyces proteolyticus, 402 nucleotides. RefSeq names its product histone-fold-containing protein. Gene Ontology annotation, molecular function: structural constituent of chromatin; DNA binding; protein heterodimerization activity. Bases 1 to 402 code for a protein of 133 amino acids. NCBI's taxonomy places the organism in Eukaryota, Fungi, Ascomycota, Eurotiomycetes, Eurotiales, Trichocomaceae. The transcript has 4 exons. The record is from RefSeq and is a predicted model, not a curated record. Gene Ontology annotation, cellular component: nucleosome.
AUGACUGGAGGCAAAUCUGGCGGAAAGGCUAGCGGUAGCAAGAACGCCCAGUCGCGUUCUUCCAAGGCUGGCCUUGCUUUCCCAGUUGGUCGUGUUCACCGUCUUCUGCGCAAGGGCAACUACGCUCAGCGUGUUGGUGCCGGUGCUCCCGUCUACUUGGCUGCUGUCCUCGAAUACCUUGCAGCCGAAAUUCUCGAGUUGGCUGGCAAUGCUGCUCGUGACAACAAGAAGACCCGUAUCAUUCCCCGUCAUCUUCAGCUCGCCAUCCGUAACGAUGAGGAAUUGAACAAGCUCCUGGGUCACGUCACUAUCGCCCAGGGUGGUGUUCUCCCCAAUAUCCACCAAAACCUGCUCCCCAAGAAAACCCCCAAGAGCGGCAAGAACCCGAGCCAAGAGCUCUAA